UCUUUUGCGCCUCGCCUCUCCUUUCUCUCCCACACGCACACACACCGCCGUGGACGCCGAGGACUACACUAACCGGCGGCUGCGGCGGCAACUCCGGCGGAUCCACCCGCAGCUAGGCCGAGUCGCGCUGCCGGGGAAGAGGCAGCGGGAACCCUAGCCGGCCGAGCCUAGCCCGGGGGAGGAGGAGGAGGCAGGAUGCUGUUCCAGGUGGGAGGGCAGGGGGCGCGGCCCACCUUCUUCGAGAUGUCGGCCGCGCAGCAGCUGCCGGCCAGCCUCCGCGCCGCGCUCUCCUACUCGCUCGGGGUUUUUGCACUAAGACGGCCGUUGUUACAUAAAGUUUUAGAUUACGAGGAUGAAUUCUUUGCCUUGUUAAUGGCUGUCCUUGAGUCCCAUAGUUUGCGAACGACAGAUGGUUCUUUUUCGGAGUCAUUGUAUGGUCUCAGGCGGAGACCUGUUAAGGUUUCAGUAAAGAGAAGUAGUUCUGGUGCAGAAUCCAAUGAUAAAGCCUAUGAUUCUGUUCUAAGGAAGCGCCAGAAAGUCCUUUCUGUUGUUUUUUUGGUUGUUUUGCCAUAUUUCAAGUCAAAGCUGCAGUCCAUAUAUAACAAAGAAAGGGAGGCCAGGUUGCAGGCAAGCCUUUGGGGUCAGGGUGAUGUUAGAUUCGAUGAAGCUGACCUUGUUUCAGAUCAAGGGGAGACUUCUCAAGCACAAGUCGAGGCUACAACUGGAGAAGUAUCAAAUAUGGCACGUAUUAAGAAGAAUUUUGCGGCAUUAAUAGGUGUUUGCUAUCCAUGGAUUCAUGCGACCAAUGAAGGUCUCUCAUUUGCUUACCAGUUGCUGUAUUUGUUGGAUGGUACUGCAUUUUAUAGUCCAGCACUGCAUGCUCUUGGGCUUCAUGUUUGUCGUGCUACAGGACAAGAGCUGAUGGAAUCAUCUUCUAGGGUAUCAAGAAUCAGAAAUCGAGAACUUGAGAGACUUCGUGGUCCUCCAUGGCUGAAGACCAUGCAAAGGGUGUUACUUAACUGUAUGUACACUAGCCUAGAUUAUGCACAAACUGGUUUGAUUGCUGCAGUUUUCUUUUUCAAGAUGAUGGAAUGGUGGUAUCAAUCUGCUGAGGAAAGAAUGUCAGCUCCGACUGUAUAUCCCCCACCCCCUCCUCCACCUCUGCCAAAGGUUGCUAAAGAUGGACUUCCCUUGCCCCCUGACAGGACAUUGUGCCCCUUAUGCUGCCAGAAGCGCAAUAACCCUUCUGUUCUUUCUGCUUCUGGUUUUGUAUUCUGCUACAGUUGCAUUUUUAAGUCAGUCUCCCAGCAUAAAAGGUGCCCCAUCACAUUGAUGCCUGCCACAGUAGAACAAAUCAGACGCCUCUUUCAUGAUUUGUAGUUUGAUUAGACAGAACACACUCUUCUCCCCAAAGAUCAGGGGAAGCCGGAUAUAAAGAAUCGUACUAUGCAGCUAUUCAUUUUUGUUGAACAGACCACAAGGAACUCAGCCCUUCUGACACUCAAGGCAUGGCCAUCUACUCAAGAACAGUGCUGUUGAUUCUUCCCCCGUUAGGAAAUUCUAUGUUCAUACAAAGCUUGUAUUCGUUUUCUUCUGUUGAAAUCAAAAAAACAUGCACAGCUCGAGAUUUUGGUACUGAUGUGCAAUUACUGUACAAAUGUCACUUUGACGAGGUGACUGGUUACACAAUUUGAGAGGUCCUUGCCCAACUGUAUCAAAUAUGAAAGUCAUCGAAA
This is a messenger RNA of Oryza sativa Japonica Group (Japanese rice), 1736 nucleotides long. RefSeq names its product peroxisome biogenesis protein 12. Gene Ontology annotation, molecular function: ubiquitin-protein transferase activity; protein binding; zinc ion binding. Lineage: Eukaryota; Viridiplantae; Streptophyta; Magnoliopsida; Poales; Poaceae. The record is from RefSeq and is a predicted model, not a curated record. Gene Ontology annotation, biological process: protein monoubiquitination; protein import into peroxisome matrix. Gene Ontology annotation, cellular component: peroxisomal membrane; peroxisomal importomer complex.